AUGAGGCUCGUGGUGGUACCCACCUCACAGAAGUGCUUGGAAGAUAGAGUGAGGCCCUAUAUAAAACACCAGCAUAGCAUAUGUGUGCAGCGUAGGCGCCUGGGAGUACAGCCAGGUAACCACAGACGAAUACACAUAGGUGACGGCGGCUUGAAUUUCCCAGCGGUGUCUUCUUUCUUUCUGGCCUUUCAGCAUCCAUUCCCAACCUCUUUGGUGACCAUAUCUCACUUUUCAUUUCAGUUUAAGAAGCUACCCCUACACAUUCUCAGCCUCUGUGAUUCAAGUGUUGCUGUUUCUACCACCAUCCCUACAAGUGUAUCUGGAACUCGAGUCCAACCAGUUAGAGGCUGUGAAUGCCUGCUUCAGGAUUUAUACUGGAAUAGGAGGAGAGAGAAACACCUCUUUUUCCCGGGGUUGCUGCUCUGCCAGGAUGCCCAGUGA
Messenger RNA from Rangifer tarandus platyrhynchus (Svalbard reindeer), 441 nucleotides. Lineage: Eukaryota; Metazoa; Chordata; Mammalia; Artiodactyla; Cervidae. The record is from the annotation of a GenBank genome assembly.